Messenger RNA from Neoarthrinium moseri, 2112 nucleotides. RefSeq lists its product as uncharacterized. Gene Ontology annotation, biological process: transmembrane transport. The record is from RefSeq and is a predicted model, not a curated record. Gene Ontology annotation, cellular component: membrane. Bases 1 to 2112 code for a protein of 703 amino acids. The transcript is spliced from 2 exons. Gene Ontology annotation, molecular function: transmembrane transporter activity. Lineage: Eukaryota; Fungi; Ascomycota; Sordariomycetes; Amphisphaeriales; Apiosporaceae.
AUGUGCAACUACGCCGGAUGUUCUUCCUGCGUGCAGCUCAAGGCGCGGCGAGACAGCGACCCCUUCACCAUGGCGUCACUUCACCCUAACAGCGGCAUGUCUCCUCUCCAGCCCAACCACCCAAACCUCCAGCCGCACCACUCUCAUCAGCACGAGCACGAGCAUGAGCACCACCACCACCACAACCACGCUCCGCCCCGCCGGAACUCGAGAUGGAGCUUCAGCAGCAACGAGAUCGUGCUGAACCGCCUGAGCGAGAUCCUGGCCCCCUUUGACGCCACCCGCGGCGAGGCCAGCAUCAGCGAGUACCCGGAGGACGACCUGGAACACGGACCGGAGAUGGACACGAUCCCGAUUGCGCCACCAGUGCCCAUCAAAGACGAGGCUCUGUACAAGGCAGCGCGCGACCAGCACAACCAGAGGAAUGCCAACCCGGCGGCGACCGCCGCUGCCGGCCGAAUCUGGAGGCUGCCGGAUGAGCUGAAAGGUCCCGCCCGGCUGCGGCCCCUGGAGCAGGACGAGGAGUCCAGUCCCACGUCGGAGGAUUCGGCGGCGGACGGCAUGUCGCGCACCCGCGAGGCCGUCUUCGUCAGCACCAUCUGCAUGGCGCAGCUGUGCACCCAGGCGGGCCUCGGCCAGACGCUGGCUAUCAUCCACGUGGUGGGCGAUACGUACGGCAUUAGCAACCCGCGAGACCUGAGCUGGCUGAUCGCGGGGUACACACUGUCGAUCGGGACCUUCAUCCUGAUCGCGGGCCGGCUGGGCGACGCGUACGGGUACAAGCGCGUGUUCCUGGCCGGGUUCGCAUGGUCGGCGCUGUGGGCGGCCGUGGCGGGCACCGCCGUCUGGUCUACCCACGUGCUCUUCACCGUGUGCCGCGUGCUGCAGGGGCUGGGCGCCGCCAUGUGCCUGCCCAACGCCAUUGCCCUGCUGGGCGCCACCUACCCGCCCGGCAAGCGCAAGUCCAUGAUCUUCGCCAUCUUCGCCGCCACGGCGCCCUGCGGCUCCAUCCUCGGGGCUGCCGGCGGUGGCGUCUUUGCCCUCGUCUGGUGGCCCGUGGCCUACUGGGCGUUCGCGCUGGUGCUGUGCGUGGUGGCGACCGUCGGGUAUUACGUGAUCCCGGCCGUGGGCCACCGGUACGAGACGCCGGCCAGCUUCCCGGCGGCGAUCCGCGACCUGGACAUCCCCGGGGCGGUGCUGGGGGUGUCGGCGCUGGCACUGGUCAGCUUCGCCUUCAACCAGGGGCCGAUCGCGGGCUGGAGCGAGCCGUACAUUUGGAUGGCGCUGGUCGUGGGCGCGUUGCUCAUGUGCGUAUUCAUCAUGGUCGAGUGCCACUACGCGGCCAACCCCAUAAUCCCGCUCAACGCGCUCAAGCCCAACGUCUCCUUCAUCCUGGGCGCCGUGGCCUGCGGCUGGGGCUGCUUCGGCAUCUGGUCCUUCUACACGUGGCAGUUCCUGCAGGUGAUCCGACGCCUGUCGCCGCUGCUGACGACGGCCUGGUUCAGCCCUGUGGUCAUUGUCGGCAUACUGGCGUCGCUGACCACGGGGCUCAUGCUUCACCGGCUCGGGCCGCCGGUCGUCAUGACGAUAUCCAUGCUGGCGUUCACCAUAGGGACGCUGCUCAUUGCCACGUGCCCGGACACCCAGACCUACUGGGGCCAGACGUUUGUCUGCAUGCUAGUCAUCUCGUGGGGCAUGGACAUGAGCUUCCCGGCGGCGACGCUGUUGCUUUCUGAUUCCGUGAGCAGGAGACACCAGGGCAUCGCUGCAAGUCUCGUCAGCACGGUCAUCAACUACAGCAUCUCGGUGGGGAUUGGCAUCGGAGGGACCGUGGAGCAGCAGGUGACCAACGGCGCAGUCUCGUACGAUGCAGUGCUGAGUGGGUAUCGGGCUGCUCUGUGGACAGGCGUAGCGCUGGCUUCGCUCGGAGUCAUAAUCUGCCUGGGGUUCUUGUUCAAGAUGUUCCUGGAUAACCGCCCGUGGACCACUUGGAAUUGGGAGUGGGAGUUCAAGCGGCGCAACAAGAAGGAGGUGUGCUGCACUUGCCACGGCGUCCUGGAUGGGACCACUGUUGGAAGCCACUCGCCGGGCCAUCAAAUGACCUCGAUAUAA